Galendromus occidentalis (western predatory mite) is the source of this 769-nucleotide messenger RNA. Its product is annotated as 26S proteasome non-ATPase regulatory subunit 9. The transcript has 5 exons. Gene Ontology annotation, cellular component: cytoplasm; nucleus. The record is from RefSeq and is a predicted model, not a curated record. Gene Ontology annotation, molecular function: protein binding. Lineage: Eukaryota; Metazoa; Arthropoda; Arachnida; Mesostigmata; Phytoseiidae. Gene Ontology annotation, biological process: proteasome regulatory particle assembly. Bases 97 to 687 code for a protein of 196 amino acids.
UCUCCGUACAAUAUAGAGUCAUUUGAUCUGGGAAACGGCAAAAUUUCAGCCCCAGGCAGCAGCCGUCGUCUAGAGCCCAACGAGGCCAUCGAGAAAAUGAUAGACCACGAACUGAAUGUACGGAACCUCAUGGCUGUGAAAGCCAAUAUAGAGCAGAAGAUAAACGCUCUCGGGACAGUGCUGAGUUCGAACCACGUCGGAAUGAACGAGCCUCUCGUUGACCAUGAAGGCUUCCCUCGGAACGAUAUUGACGUUUACCAGGUACGCAAAGCGAGGCACGAUAUAAUUUGUCUGCAGAAUGAUUUGAAAGAUGUGACUCAUAGGAUUGAGGACGGGCUCCACAAACUACAUGCAGAACAAGCUCAGAAGGCAACUGCGCAACCUCCAAUCACCCCACAAGAGCGACGCGCGAAAGCUUUCCUGAAACUAGAUAUUGUUGAGGAAGGAUCUCAAGCUGAGAUCGCGGGCCUUAGGACCGGGGACCUCAUCACGGAAUUCGGCAGCAUUCGCAAGUCUAAUUUCAAUGACAUGGCCUCCAUCGCGAUGCUCGUCAAAAACUCGAUUGGCAAGGCUCUGAAAAUUCGAUUGUUACGUGGGCUUUCAUUGGCUUCUUAUGACGUUCUCCUCGUACCUCGGGACGUAGAUGGUCGAGGUCCGAAGCUAGGAUGUAAAAUUGUUCCUCUAUGAAUUGCACGGUGUGAAAUCGAGAAUAUUCAUGAUCGAAGCGCUCCACCUGUUCCCGAAUAAAGCUCCCGCAGAUGCAACCAAA